GAGAUGGCCGCGCGUGUGGGCCUCCUGCUGCGCGCCCUGCCACUGCUGCUGUGGGGCGGCCUGGACGCCCGGCUGGCGGAGCGCGUAGGCCGGGAGCUGCACCGCGAGGCAGAGGCCUUCCUGGAGAGGUAUGGAUAUCUCGGUGAACAGGUCUCCAAAGCUCCUUCCUCCACGAGAUUCAGCAGUGCCAUCAGGGAGUUCCAGUGGGUGUCCCAGCUGCCCAUCAGUGGCAUGUUGGACACUGCCACCCUCCACCAGAUGACACUGCCCCGCUGUGGGGUUGCAGAUACUGACAGUCAGGCAGCCUGGACCGAGAGGGUCAGUGCCCUGUUUGCUGGACGUCGCGCCAAAAUGAGGCGUAAGAAACGCUUUGCAAAGCAAGGCAACAAGUGGUACAAGCAACACCUCUCCUACCGCCUGGUGAACUGGCCCCAGCACCUGCCUGAGCCAGCAGUUCGAGGGGCGGUGCGCGCUGCCUUCCAGCUGUGGAGCAACGUCUCAGCGCUGGAGUUCUGGGAGGCCCCAGCCACAGGCCCUGCUGACAUCCGCCUCACCUUCUUCCAAGGGGACCACAACGACGGGCUGAGCAAUGCCUUCGAUGGCCCAGGGGGCGCCCUGGCGCACGCCUUCCUGCCUCGCCGGGGCGAAGCGCACUUCGACCGGGACGAGCGCUGGUCGCUGAGCCGCCGCCGCGGGCGCAACCUGUUCGUGGUGCUGGCGCACGAAAUCGGCCACACGCUCGGCCUGGCGCACUCGCCCGCGCCGCGCGCGCUCAUGGCGCCCUACUACAAGAGGCUGGGCCGCGACGCGCUGCUCAGCUGGGACGACGUGCUGGCCGUGCAGAGCCUGUACGGGAAGCCCCAAGGGGGCUCUGUGACUACCCAGCUCCCGGGAAAGCUGUUCACUGACUUUGAGGCCUGGGAACCCCACAGACCCCAGGGAAGUCACCCCGAAGCCCAGGGUCCUAAAUAUUGCCACUCCUCCUUCGAUGCCAUCACUGUAGACGGGCAACAGCGACUGUACAUUUUUCAAGGGAGCCACUUCUGGGAGGUGACAGCUGAUGGCAAUGUCUCAGAGCCCCGCCCACUGCAGGAAAGGUGGGUCGGGCUGCCCCCCAACAUUGAGGCUGCUGCAGUGUCGUUGGAGAAUGGAGACUUCUACUUCUUCAAAGGGAGUCGAUGCUGGAGGUUUCGCGGCCCCAAGUCAGUGUGGGGUUCUCUGCAGCUGUGCCGGGCAGGGGGCCUGCCUCGCCACCCCGAUGCGGCCCUCUUCUUUCCUCCUCUGAGCCGCCUCAUCCUCUUCAAGGGCGCCCGCUACUACGUGCUGGCCCAAGGGGAACUGCAAGUGGAGCCCUACUACCCCCGAGGCCUGCAGGACUGGGGUGGGGUCCCUGAAGAGGUCAGCGGUGCCCUGCCCCAGCCUGAUGGCUCCAUCAUCUUCUUCAGAGAUGACCGCUACUGGCACCUGGACCAGGCCAAACUACGGGUGACUGCUUCAGGCCGCUGGGCAGCAGAACUGCCCUGGAUGGGCUGCUGGCAUGUCAACUCAGGGGGCGCCUUGUUCUGAAGGCAUCCCCACCUCAUAGUGAACUUUCGGUGCUUUCAUGGCCAACGUGUAUCCCCUGUCCCAGGGGCAGAAACUGCUUUGGAAGUCUGAGCCUCCCUGAGGAAGACACAGCAGAGAAGUUUGUCCGCAUUUGUUCCCUGGA
Messenger RNA from Miniopterus natalensis, 1708 nucleotides. It is a transcript of the gene MMP28, whose product is annotated as matrix metallopeptidase 28. The record is from RefSeq and is a predicted model, not a curated record. Gene Ontology annotation, cellular component: extracellular matrix. Lineage: Eukaryota; Metazoa; Chordata; Mammalia; Chiroptera; Miniopteridae. Gene Ontology annotation, molecular function: zinc ion binding; metalloendopeptidase activity. Gene Ontology annotation, biological process: collagen catabolic process; extracellular matrix organization; proteolysis.